UGAUGUGCUCUCGCCGUCUCGACCGUGUCCAGAGCCUUAGACGAAAUUAUAACGAUCUCAAUUGAAAAACUUUAUACAAAUAAAUUGUUCAGCAGCGAUUGUCAACGAUGCUUCCGAGAGAUGAGUUUCUUAGAACAUAGAAAAAUUCGCGCAGCUGUUUCACGUUCGUCUCGUGCGGUAAAAGAUGAAAUAGAUAUUUGACGCUGUUUCCGUGUGUCAUCCUCUAUGUAUACAUACACAUGUAUCGUGAUUUAUUUAGACUUACGAUGAUUUGAAUACCUGUAAGGUGCUUGAGAAUCACUGAUGAUCGUGUCCGAAUGGUUUCAAUCGUUUCAAUGGUUCGUGUUCGUCUGUUUGCAUUCACGGUACAUAGCAUCAACUAAUGACACAAACGGAAGCGACUGACAAUGUUUUGUGCUAAAUUUGUACAGAAACGUGUGUUCUACGAUAACUGGAGUCAUACACAGUAGUGAUAUUUCAGUGACUGAAAGUCAUUUGUUCGAAACAAAGAAUACACACGUUUAGAAGUCUUGCAAGUUGUAUAAUAAAUAAAGAUGCUGUCGGCAAGGCCUGUGACAGACAACCCAUUGGGGUUAUCAUGGCACGACAGUGCAUGGAUUCCUGUAUUAAAUUCAAACAACAUAAUGGACUACUUCUCCGAAAGAAGCAACCCUUUCUAUGACAGAACGUGCAACAACGAAAUUGUUAAAAUGCAACGUUUAAGCCCUGAUCAGUUGCAAAAUAUGACCGGUCUCGAGUACAUUCUUUUACACGUACAAGCACCCAUUCUUUAUGUGAUCAGAAAGCAACAUCGUCAUACUCCUACAGCAGCAUCACCUCUCGCCGAUUAUUACAUUAUCGCUGGUGUCGUCUACCAAGCUCCUGACUUGGCAUCGGUCGUCAGUUCCAGAUUGUUGUCCACGGUACAUCACUUACAGUCCGCUUUCGAAGAGGCCAGCGCGUGUUCGAGGUAUCAUCCUAGCAAAGGAUAUUACUGGGAUUUCAAGAACGGGAAGGCUGUGACAGCAAAGAAGGAGACGCCUGUUCGCGAAGAACCAAGUUCCAUGUUCCAGCGAAAGAGAGUGGACAUGCUAUUGGCCGAACUUACAAGAAAAUUCCCGUUACCCGUACCAAAACCUGUUCACCAGGCCGUGGUGGAACCUCCGACGGAGAGGCAAGAGGAUAGGAAACCGGAGAAGAAAGACAUGAAACCACCACCGGAAAAGAAGCCAAAAGUUAAUUAAUAAAAAAUCGUCUGCGGCACCAUGGACAGUCUGGAUUAUCCUUCUCAGCUUUUACGUCUGGUUUCGGUCGCGGUAUGCUCUCCGUCUUAGCUUUCUUUCUACCGUACUUUUUAAUGAAGUUACACUCUUUGCAUUUCACCGGUUCUUCCUUCUUCGAAGGGUAACAGGGUCUUCGAGGCUCUUGUUCACAUCCUGCACGUACAAGUGUUUUCUGAAUCGCGGUCGACUGAAGCUCUGUCGAACUGCAUCGUAUUUUUACGAAGCUGUUCAACUCCUCGACACAAACAGUUACGAUCUUUACCGGUCUUCACGUCAUUCGGGGGUCGACAGGAUUUCGAAUAACUCUGAGCUGGACACGCUUUCUGACAUUGUUUGUUGAACUGGAUCAAUGCCGAGCGAGAGAAUGGAAGAGUUGUCAGUCUGAACUACAAAAUUAUGUCACGCUCUUUAUGCACCGAAGAAAGAAUUAAAUAGUGUUUCGUUACAAA
This is a messenger RNA of Ceratina calcarata, 1732 nucleotides long. RefSeq names its product mediator complex subunit 6 (gene MED6). The record is from RefSeq and is a predicted model, not a curated record. Gene Ontology annotation, cellular component: mediator complex. Bases 555 to 1244 code for a protein of 229 amino acids. Gene Ontology annotation, molecular function: transcription coregulator activity. Lineage: Eukaryota; Metazoa; Arthropoda; Insecta; Hymenoptera; Apidae. The transcript is spliced from 7 exons. Gene Ontology annotation, biological process: regulation of transcription by RNA polymerase II.